ACACUCGUUGGACAUCGCUCAGUUAGUCCGUCCUACUUAUUCGUUUCAGGAAGAAGCAAGUUGUCCAGGUGUUGAGGCAUUACAGCCAGAUACAUUGAUAAAAUAUGUCUCAAGUAUACCUACGCUAGCUAGCUUGCGCCUCAGACAAUCUGAAAUGUUCUGAGACCAUAAAUAUACUUUUUCGGGGAAGCCUCUUUAAAAUAGUUGUAUCUACUGAUUUUCUAUGUAACUUGGACUGGCUCGGCGUUGGACUAUAAGAUGGACUGGACGGUUAGCAGUCGGGGCCUUGUGUGGGGCAUUUUCACGUUGUUGUUCUACAUUGACUCGUUUCAUAUGAGUUUUUGCAGAGCCAGCACUGUCUCUCUCCCCGAAAGCCUGCUCUUUGUUUCCACCCUGGAUGGAAAUCUACAUGCCGUCAGCAAGAAAUCAGGCUCUAUUAAAUGGACACUGAAAGAAGACCCUGUUCUUCAGGUCCCAACCCAUGUCCCAGAACCAGCCUUUCUGCCUGACCCUAACGAUGGCAGCCUGUACUCCCUGGGAGGGAAAAACAGCGAGGGACUCACGAAAUUGCCCUUCACUAUACCAGAACUGGUCCAGGCAUCACCCUGUCGCAGCUCUGAUGGUGUCCUCUACAUGGGUAAAAAGCAGGACCUGUGGUAUGUGGUGGACCUGCUGACAGGGGAGAAGCAGCAGACUCUCACAUCCUCCUUUGCUGAGAUGCUGUGCCCAUCCUCCUCCCUGCUGUACCUGGGACGCACUGAGUACACCAUAACUAUGUAUGACACCAAAAGCAGAGAGCUUCGCUGGAACGCCACCUACUUUGACUAUGCCUCCACGCUACCUGACGACGACACCAAAUACAAGAUGGCCCACUUUGUCUCCAACGGUGACGGGCUGGUAGUGACUGUGGACAGUGAGUCAGGUGACGUCCACUGGGUUCAGAACUAUAACUCCCCAGUGGUGGCCAUGUACAUCUGGCAGCGUGAGGGCCUUCGCAAGGUGCCUCACACCAAUGUCGCCGUGGAAACGUUACGCUACCUCACCUUCAUGUCCGGCGAGGUUGGCCGCAUAACACAGUGGAAGUAUCCCUUCCCAAAAGAGAAGAAGCCCAAGAAUAAGCUCAUGGCCACCCUCUAUGUGGGAAAGUACUCCACCAGUCUGUACGCCUCGCCUUCCCUGGUGCAUGAUGGAGUAACCGUUGUGCCUCGAGGGAGCACCUUUCCUAUGCUGGAGGGCCCUAACAGCCAGGAGGUGUUGGUGGAGGAGGAGUGUGUGAUCACCCCGAGCACCAGUGUCAAGUUCAACGCCGCCCUGAGGGAACGCAACCGCAUCAACUUCAUGAGGAACCACCUGCUCCUCAUCGGUCACCAUGAAACGCCCCCUGACGCUCAUAACAAGAUUCUGGAGAAGUUCCCUGACAGUAUACCACGUCAGCAGGGCAAUGUCAUCCCGCCAACCACAGAGAAGACCUUGGAGGAGAAGGCGAAUGAGAGUGGCAUGAGUGAUGACCCCCCUGCGAGCCCCAGCCCCCCAGCAGUCACCUCCAUCCAGGAGCAGCCAGCGCGGACCACGCCGGUCAGGGUGGAAGCCCCUGUGGACUCCAUGCUCAAAGACAUGGCCACCAUCAUCUUCAGUACCUUCCUCCUCGCCGGCUGGGUGGCCUUUGUCAUCACUUAUCCCAAGAGUGUACACAAGCAGCAGCAGCUGCAGCAUGAGCAGUUCCAGAGGCAGCUAGAGGAGAGGCUGGAGCUCCUGGGGAGGCAGCCGUUCCCUUCCCAGGGGGCCGACCUGCCCCUGCUGGCCCCGGACGCCGACUCAGACCACAGCAGUCCGAACGGCACCCCCAACAUCACCCCCCGUGCCUCCAACCACUCCAACCUGUCUGUGUCCGAGCUUGGCAGCUCCGCCAACGAGCACGACGAUGGCGAUGAGGACUCCAGUGUGGUCAGAGUUGGAAAGAUAACGUUCCGGCCCAGGAACGUUCUAGGACACGGUGCAGAGGGCACCAUCGUUUAUAAGGGUCAGUUUGACAAUCGUGCCGUGGCCGUGAAGAGGAUUCUUCCAGAGUGUUUUAGCUUUGCUGACCGUGAGGUGGAUCUGCUGCGUGAGUCAGACGAGCACCCCAAUGUCAUCCGCUACUUUUGCACAGAGAGGGACCGCCAGUUCCAGUACAUCGCCAUCGAGCUCUGUGCCGCCUCUCUUCAGGAGUAUGUGGAGAGACAGGACUUUGAUCGCCAUGGCCUGGAGCCUGUGAUGCUCCUGCAGCAGACUAUGUCAGGACUGGCCCACCUGCAUUCUCUCAAUAUAGUGCACAGAGACUUAAAACCCCACAACAUCCUAGUGUCCAUGCCCAACGCUCACGGCCGGGUGCGAGCCAUGAUCUCAGACUUUGGCUUAUGCAAGAAAUUGGCGGUGGGCCGACACAGCUUCAGCAGGAGAUCCGGAGUGCCAGGCACUGAAGGGUGGAUCGCCCCCGAGGUCCUCAGUGAGGAUUGCAAGGAAAACCCUACAUGCACGGUGGACAUCUUCUCCGCGGGCUGUGUGUUCUACUAUGUGGUGUCCCAGGGAUGCCAUCCCUUUGGCAAGUCCCUGCAGAGGCAAGCCAACAUCCUGCUGGGAGCCUACAGCCUGGACCAGCUACAGUCUGACAAACAUGAGGACGUUGUGGCCACAGACCUGAUAGAACAGAUGUUGAGCAUGGAGCCCCAGAGGAGGCCCUCUGCUGAGACUGUCCUCAAACACCCCUUCUUCUGGAGCCUGGAGAAACAGCUGCAGUUCUUCCAGGACGUUAGUGACCGAAUAGAGAAGGAGCCACUGGACGGACCAAUUGUAAGGCAGCUGGAGCGAGGGGGGCGGGCCGUGGUGAAGUUGGACUGGAGGGAACACAUCACAGUCCCUCUGCAGACAGAUCUACGCAAAUUCCGGUCAUACAAAGGAGGGUCUGUCAGAGAUCUUCUCCGUGCAAUGAGAAACAAGAAGCAUCAUUACAGGGAGUUACCAGCAGAGGUGCAGGAGACCCUGGGGUCCAUCCCAGACGACUUUGUCUUCUACUUCACCUCCCGUUUCCCCCAUCUUCUGCGCCACACGUACCAGGCCAUGCGUAGCUGUGCCCACGAGAGGCCUUUCCUGCCCUACUACCCGAGCUCAGAGCAGCUGGCCUGGAUACGGACUGCCUACACAGCACCCGGGCCAUGCAUGCACCCUGCGCCCAACGCUACAGAGACAGGGCUGCAAACAACACCGUCACAACCAGAGGAACCCACACCACCCCCACAGGCCUUUUCAAACUGUGUACCCUCCACACCCCAGUCAGUGACUGUAUCAGACACAAAACCCCCCACACCCCAGUCAGUGACUGUAUCAGACACAAAACCCCCCACACCCCAGUCAGUGACUGUAUCAGACACAAAACCCCCCACACCCCAGUCAGUGACUGUAUCAGACACAAAACCCCCCACACCCCAGUCAGUGACUGUAUCAGACACAAAACCCCCCACACCCCAGUCAGUGACUGUAUCAGACACAAAACCCCCCACACCCCAGUCAGUGACUGUAUCAGACACAAAACCCCCCACACCCCAGUCAGUGACUGUAUCAGACACAAAACCCCCCACACCCCAGUCAGUGACUGUAUCAGACACAAAACCCCCCACACCCCAGUCAGUGACUGUAUCAGACACAAAACCCCCCACACCCCAGUCAGUGACUGUAUCAGACACAAAACCCCCCACACCCCAGUCAGUGACUGUAUCAGACACAAAACCCCCCACACCCCAGUCAGUGACUGUAUCAGACACAAAACCCCCCACACCCCAGUCAGUGACUGUAUCAGACACAAAACCCCCCACACCCCAGUCAGUGACUGUAUCAGACACAAAACCCCCCACACCCCGGUCAGUGCCAGUCACGUUACCAGUAGAGCCAGUAUCACCCCUAUCAUUAAAAGUCCAACUGCUACUGCCUAUCUCAUUCCCAUCUACGACGCUGCCAAAACUUCCCCCACAGACAGUGUUGCCCACCCAGCCUUCAGAACCACCCACACCCUCGAACCCUUCUUCAGGUCCCAUCCCACCUGAACCCCACAUACUGCCAGUACCACACCCAAUCACACUGGACACUGAGCCUGCCUGAAAGCCAGACAAGGGUUGGUGGAUGGGCGUAGAGUAGCAUUGCCUUAUAAGUGGACACGUACUGGGGUUAUGCAGCUUUGUCCUGUGCUGGUGUGGACCAGGCCUGCAGUGCCUGUAAGCUUCCAGCAGGGGGAGCAGUAGACCAAACCAAGUGCCUUCCCUGCUCAGCUGUGGCUACAUUUUUUCAGAAUGGAACCGUCCCAAGGUCCCCUAAAGCAUCAAGAAGCCAGAGUGGAAAUGACCUAAUGAUGGCUGUGCUGCAUAGUACAGACUAUCAAUUUUGUUUGCAAUGGAGUCCCUCCUAAUGUAAAGUAUUAAGAGGUAUUGAAGUGUUGCUAGGCAUAAAAUGGCAAAGCAAGGGAAUCCUUCUGCUGAUGUUGUUGAAGAGUCGACGCUGGUAGUUGUACUGUGCAAUGUUUCCCAGUUUCCCUCAGUGAGCCUAUUCACUGUAGAGGUGUGUUUUUAAAUUUUUGUUAAAUUGGUUAUUACUUGAUCAUUGAUAAUCAUGAUGAUCUGGCCAUUGUGCCUUUUUAAAUAACACUGUGCUGUGUGUCAGCUCUUUGAAGGUAGAUGUCUCAGAAGUUGUUUUGCUUACUGCUGCUAGUGAUGUUUUUUUCUUGUGCAGGCGAGGGCAGAUAUUCCAAAGGGUGUUUGAAGUGAACAUUGGUAAAAGCAUCUUUUUCUACUUUUGUCUGUCUGUUAGCUUUCUGCUGUGCAUCAAGCACAAAGGAAGUUGUAAUUGUUUUUGAAUGCAGGGCAUAACCCAAAGCCUUGCUUGUCUGCAGAUUUUUGUACAAACUAGAGGGUUCCACGAAAACGGUUUGUCUUUAAAUCCCAAGAUCAUUACAGAUGUUUUCAUUUCACAUUCUGGUUAUGGGCUAAUCGUGUCCUUUUUAAAUGGAGAAAUGAUAUUACUAAAGGAUGAUCCAAUGCAACAUGCUUUAUUCAAACUUUAAUUGUCAGAAAUAAUGGAUGAAUAGUUUGAUAAUGUAUUACAUUUAUUAAUAGUUGGUUUUAUUAUUUGAUUUCUCUGUGUAGUUAUUUUACUUUAUUUUGUACUUUUUAUACUACAUCCCACAACUCUUAAUUUAUGCAUUUUGUCAAACAACUAUGAUUUUAAUUAGAGGGGUCAAGAGUAAAUUACAGUGUAUGGUUUUGUGGUUGAAUUUCUGUUCUGAUCUUGCCCUUUUAAUGUUAAUAUCACUUUAAAUCCCUUUAAUUUAUAUUACUUUGUCUAAAAACAAUGCAUAUCAUCCUGAUUAUGCAAUAGGCUUAUAUAUUGAGAGCCCUUCACAGUUUCACCAGUUUUUAAUUUUGCCUUGCCAGAAAUUAUGCAGCUGUUUGAGUUAAAAUGCCAAAUAAAUCAGCAUUAUAUUUGUGA
Esox lucius (northern pike) is the source of this 5511-nucleotide messenger RNA. It is a transcript of the gene ern1, whose product is annotated as endoplasmic reticulum to nucleus signaling 1. Gene Ontology annotation, cellular component: IRE1-TRAF2-ASK1 complex. Gene Ontology annotation, biological process: mRNA processing; intrinsic apoptotic signaling pathway in response to endoplasmic reticulum stress; protein phosphorylation. NCBI's taxonomy places the organism in Eukaryota, Metazoa, Chordata, Actinopteri, Esociformes, Esocidae. Gene Ontology annotation, molecular function: protein serine/threonine kinase activity; RNA endonuclease activity; ATP binding. The coding region runs from base 259 to 4131 and encodes 1290 amino acids. The transcript is spliced from 22 exons. The record is from RefSeq and is a predicted model, not a curated record.